UACAUACUGAUCUCUUUACUUCACUCUCCAACAGUUUGGUAAUAAUAUCUUGUGAGCUUCGAGAAUGUCGAUGUUAAUGGCGGCCAAAUCCACUUCACUCUAUAGCUCAAACCCAACAAUUUCAGCUAGAAUCGGGCAAAACCCUCGCGCUGUCAGAUCGGUUUAUCCGACGGUGAGAAUGCAGUCACGUGUUCACCGUCUGAUCGAAGAGCAGGGCGCUGUGCUUAUUCCCGGAGUCUACGACGCAUUAUCGGCGGCUAUUGUGCAGCAGACCGGAUUCUCCGCCGCAUUAAUAUCCGGUUACGCUCUCUCCGCCGUAACUUUGGGAAAACCCGAUUUCGGUUUGAUAACACCGCCGGAGAUGGCAGCAACGGCGAGAUCAGUGUGUGCUGCUGCUCCAACGAUUCCAAUCAUUGCCGAUGCAGAUACUGGUGGAGGAAAUGCUCUCAAUGUUCAAAGAACUGUCAAGGACUUAAUCGCAGCAGGUGCGGCUGGUUGCUUCCUUGAGGACCAGGCUUGGCCAAAGAGGUGUGGACAUAUGCGUGGCAAAGAGGUCAUACCUGCGGAGGAGCACGCUGCUAAAAUAGCAUCGGCAAGAGACGCUAUUGGAGAUGCUGACUUUUUUCUAAUCGCUAGGACUGAUGCUCGUGCACUAUCCGCAAAAACAGGACUUUCAGACGCCAUUGACCGUGCUAAUCUUUACAUGGAGGCAGGAGCUGAUGCUUCCUUUGUUGAGGCACCGAGGGACGAUGAUGAGCUUAAGGAAAUCGGAAGGCGCACAAAAGGCUACAGAUUGUGUAACAUGCUUGAAGGUGGACGUACGCCAUUGCAUACUCCUGACGAGCUUAAAGAAAUGGGCUUUCAUUUGAUCGCACACCCACUUACCUCGCUUUAUGCAUCGACCCGAGCUCUUGUGGAUGUACUCAAGAUUCUCAAGGACAAGGGAACCACCAAAGAUCACUUAGAAAAGAUGAUUACUUUCGAGGAGUUUAACAGUUUGUUGGACUUGGAUUCAUGGUAUGAGCUUGAAACUAAGUACUCUAACCUCAGAAACGCGCUUGGGACAACAAAGUGAUGAGAUUCUGACAACUCUGGCCACAAUGGAAGCUCUUGGACAAUGUUAUCUUUUUCUCAUUUAGAAAUGAAGCUGUUUGUAUCAUAUCAUAUCAAUAAGAUUGUGUUUUGGGUUAGCAUUUUCAAUAAAGAUUGUUCAUGCUUCUCCGACAAACCAGAGAAGCCAUGUCUCUAGCAA
Molecule: messenger RNA, 1252 nt
Organism: Arabidopsis lyrata subsp. lyrata
Lineage: Eukaryota; Viridiplantae; Streptophyta; Magnoliopsida; Brassicales; Brassicaceae
Product: carboxyvinyl-carboxyphosphonate phosphorylmutase, chloroplastic
Exons: 7
Coding region: 65-1075 (336 amino acids)
Molecular function (GO): catalytic activity
Source: RefSeq, a predicted model, not a curated record